Aspergillus novofumigatus IBT 16806 is the source of this 1190-nucleotide messenger RNA. RefSeq names its product GPI anchored serine-threonine rich family protein. Lineage: Eukaryota; Fungi; Ascomycota; Eurotiomycetes; Eurotiales; Aspergillaceae. The record is from RefSeq and is a predicted model, not a curated record. The transcript has 4 exons. Bases 1 to 726 code for a protein of 241 amino acids.
AUGCGUUUCGCUCUGACUCUCACUGCCUUUGUCGGCUCUGUCGCCGCUCUGUCCAUCACCUCUCCCAAGAAGGACCAGGAUGUCGACCUCAGCGAGAAGACCACCGUCGAAUGGAGCUCUGUUAGCUCUGACCCCUCCACCUUCGACAUCUACCUCGUCAAGAUGAACUCCUACCCUCCCGUCAACAAGCUGGUCGCCGAGAACGUCAAGACCAGCGACGGCUCCUACACCAUUGACGGUCUCUCCGCCGACAGCGGAUCCGGCUACCAGGUCAACUUCGUCUCCAAGGAUCCCCAGAACUCCGGCAUCCUUGCCCAGUCCCAGCAGUUCAAAGUCGAGUCCUCCGGCUCCUCCACCACCUCCGACUCUGCUUCUAGCACCUCUGCUACUGGAUCUGCGUCUACCGCCUCUUCUAGCACCGGUACAGUCUCUAGCACUGCUUCUGCCUCUGCCACUGCCACUGCCUCUGCCUCUGCCUCUGCCUCCGCUUCCACCUUGAGCACCUCCGCCUCCGGCACUGCUUCCAGGACCUCCUCCCCCAGCGGCAGCGACACCACCGCCUCCGCUUCCAGCACCAGCACCGCCGCCGCCUCCCCAACGGUGCCGGCUCGCUCGCCAUCCCCGCCGGCUCUCUCCUGCUCGGCCUCGUCGCCCUCGCUCUGUAAACGUGAACCUGCGUCAUCUCAGAAACGAAUGAUCCGGUUCGCGCCCCCAGAAAUCUACUGAGGUAGAUAGAUAACAACCCGUGUACUGGACGUGUACUCCGUACUGCUUUGUAUGUAUAUGAGGAUCUGCAAUUCGCAUUAUUAGACUGUCUGUCCUUAUCACUAUCUAUCCUAUCCACAUAAUUAAUGCAAUGCUUUGCUUUUGCUUUUUGCCUUUUGCCUUGCGUGUUCUUUACUGAUAGAUCACAUUGUUCAAGAUUUCUUUUGUCUUGUAUUGCAUUGUGCUGCAUCCUGUACGAGACGGGCACAUACUUCAGGUACGACUUGUUUCAAGGCGUAUGCAAGGCGUUACCAUUGCAGGGAUGUGGGUACCUUAGGCAGUCUGUCACAUGUCUGCGUACUCCGUAUGGGGGGAGGUCACCUUAUUACAGGAGUCAGACUUACGUAAUCAUUUGAAACCUAUGCCACAAGACCAAUGGAAGACAUUUUGUGCGGCUAAGUCGGAUAUUUUCAUGGCAGAAGACG